AAUCAAGAUAGUAGUAAUUCAAGAAACGAUCACAGUUUUGGGAAAGAUGGGGAGCAGAGUCGUGUGGAAAAUUGUUUUGCUAUUGGUUUUUAUUGGAUGGCUCUUCAUCUGGAUAAUGUUACCUACAAAGACUUACAAAGAUUCAUGGACUCCCCAGCUCAAAAUCAAGCUCAACUCCACAUAUUUCAGAGAACAAGGGACAAAUCUUCUUUUAUUUACAUUUCCUAUAAUGUUGAUCGCUGCUCUGACCUGCAUCUAUCUUCAUCUUUACAGCAAGUCAAGUUCUGAUCAGAGUACUAAUGGCAAUAAGGGGCAAUAUUCUCGUUCAUGGAAACGGCCUGUGCUUGCGAUGGCUCCUCUGGGAAUUGUGAACGCCGUUGAGCUUGCAUUUGCUGCUAUGUUUAUCGCCCUUCUAAUUUGGUCUUUAGCCAACUACGUCUGUAUCAGCUUUGGCCGUCUCCAUAUGCACAACGCUGGAGAGAAAGUGUGGAUGGCAAAGUUUCGAAGUGUAUCUUUAAGGCUUGGCUACCUUGGGAAUAUUUGCUAUGCGUUUUUGUUUUUCCCUGUGACCCGAUUGUCUUCAAUUUUGCCGCUGGUUGGGCUAACCUCAGAAUCAAGCGUUAAGUAUCAUAUCUGGCUUGGUCAUGCCUCAAUGGCUCUUGCCAUUCUCCAUAGUGUUGGCUUCGUCAUAUACUAUGCCAUGUCUCAUCAAAUGAUAGAGGUGUUAGAAUGGAGCAGUACCUACGUAUCCAACGUGGCUGGAGAAAUUGCUGCCUUGGUUGCAAUAGCAAUGUGGUGUACUAGUUUGUACACGAUCAGGAGAAAGAUGUUUGAAGUAUUCUUCUACGCACAUCAUCUCUAUAUUCUCUAUAUCUUCUUCUACCUAUUGCAUGUUGGUGCUGCCUACACAUGCAUGAUCCUCCCUGGAAUUUUUCUCUUUAUGAUCGACCGAUACUUAAGAUUCUUACAGUCUAAAGGAAGGGCUCGAUUAAUUUCUGCACGUCUUUUACCUUGUAGCACUAUAGAACUCACCUUUUCCAAGAAUCCAGCAUUGACGUACAACCCUACAAGCAUCUUGUUUGUGAACGUCCCAAGCGUAUCCAAGUUGCAGUGGCAUCCAUUUACUAUAGUUUCUAACAGUAAUUUGGAGGCAGAUAAACUAAGUGUUGUCAUUAAAUGCACGGGAAGUUGGAGUGAAAAGUUAGAAAAACAACUUUCUUCUUCUCCGGAUCAUCUUCAAAUCUCAACAGAGGGACCUUAUGGACCUUCAUCAUCACAUUUCUUAAGUCGGGAGUGCCUGGUAAUGGUCAGUGGAGGAAGUGGAAUUGCUCCCAUGAUUUCCAUAAUCCGAGAGCUCAUUUACAGAAGCACACAACCUAACACCAAAGUACCAAAGCUGAUCCUAAUUUCAGCUUUCAAGGACACAGCUGAUCUCACAAUGCUAGACCUCUUGCUUCCUCUCUCCACCACUCCAGCUGAUAUUUCUAAAUUAGAUUUGCAAAUCGAAGCCUAUAUUACUAGAGAAAAUGGACAAGAACAUAACAUUGAAAGUGUCCAUCACAAGCAACUCAUCCAGACAAUAGUGUUCAAACAUAAUCCAAAUGACUCCGCCAUUUCUGCAGCCCUUGGCCCAAGCAGUUGGCUAUGGCUCGGCGCGAUAAUUUCGUCCUCAUUUGUCAUGUUUCUCCUUUUGUUAGGCAUUGUCACACGUUACUCCAUAUACCCAAUUGAGCGCGAUGGCAGGCUCUAUCAUUACAGUGCAAAAAUCAUUUGGGACAUGUUCUUGGUUUGUGCCUCCGUUUUUAUUGCCACCAGCAUCAUUUUUAUGUGGCAAAAAAGGGACAAUGAAGCUGAAGGGAAACAAAUUCAGAAUGUGGAACUACCUACCCCUACAAGUUCACCUGCAAGUUUAUUAUGUGGUACAGAAAGGGAACUGGAAAGUCUUCCCCACCAGUCUCUUGUUCAAGCCACUAAGGUGCAUUAUGGUGCUAGGCCUGAUCUAAAAAGAAUACUUUUUGAUUGCAAAGCAUCAGAUGUUGGAGUUGUAGUUUGCGGGCCACAGAGCAUGAGACAUGAAGUUGCCAAAAUAUGUGCUUCUGGCUUGGCAGAAAACCUGCAUUUUGAGGCUAUCAGCUUUAAUUGGUGAUGUUUGGGUUUGUUACGUGCGACAAAACGAGGACAGAUGUGUGGUUUUUUAAUACUGUUUCUUUUUCUUUUUUCUUUCUGCUUAAUUGCUACUCAAUUUGGAAGGAUUGGCUUUUGGAUUGUUUGUUGUGUGCAAGUUUCUAACAUAGGACUAAGAAUGUUGUGUUGUGUACGGCCUAACCUCCUCAAAAGUUGUAUAAAAACAAUAUGCUCUUAUACUGUUCUACGUAUAAAGAAAAUAAUGAACAUCUUUAUGUGAAUACGGA
This is a messenger RNA of Nicotiana tabacum (common tobacco), 2411 nucleotides long. The record is from RefSeq and is a predicted model, not a curated record. NCBI's taxonomy places the organism in Eukaryota, Viridiplantae, Streptophyta, Magnoliopsida, Solanales, Solanaceae.